Ictalurus punctatus (channel catfish) is the source of this 2655-nucleotide messenger RNA. It is a transcript of the gene lrrc3ca, whose product is annotated as leucine rich repeat containing 3Ca. Gene Ontology annotation, molecular function: protein binding. The coding region runs from base 391 to 1191 and encodes 266 amino acids. The transcript has 3 exons. Gene Ontology annotation, cellular component: plasma membrane. Lineage: Eukaryota; Metazoa; Chordata; Actinopteri; Siluriformes; Ictaluridae. The record is from RefSeq and is a predicted model, not a curated record.
UCUCUCACUCUCUCUCUCUCUCUCUCUCACACACACACACACACACACACACAAGCUACUGUAUCUCUCCCUCGCGCACACACAGGCUGUCUCGCGCGUGCUGUCGCUGUUUUGUGUGACGCGCUCGUGCUUGUGUUGCGCUUCAUGAAGUGAAGAUGUGAAGGAGGAACUUUUCCAAGGCUCUGGUCACGAGCGCGAGAGAAACAAAUAUCCUGCGACGCCCGUUCGGUCUCAAUCCGGCACUCUCGAGAGGCGAUAAACAUCUGGGCUUGUUUCCUGGUGGACCUUUUUGGCGACGGCUGAUACAGAGCAGUCCAUACGGCGCUUUAAGGACACCUCGUCUUGACCCACACAGCUAGUGCUCUGAAGGGAGUAUGCCCCCAUUUGACCAUGGCGCCGCCGUCCUAUUGGCUACUCCGGCACUCCGUGGUCAUGUGCUUGCUGCUACACAGCUUGGUCUUGAUGACACUCUGCUUCCACCACGCAGCCACCUCCUGCUCAAAGCAUUGCUACUGCUCCGAGAGCGAGGGUCCAUCUGGGGGCAAGACUAUGCGGUGCAGCAACCUACGCCUCACCGAGAUUCCACAGGACAUCCCAAACGACACACGGCGCCUCUACCUGGACUACAACCUGCUGACCGGUGUCCCUGCCAAUGCCUUUCGAGAUCUUCCUCUGCUGGCCGAACUCGAUCUUUCCCACAACGAGCUGGCACUGCUUGAGCCUGGAGCUUUCCGGGGCCUGGCUGCCUCGUUGCUGUUCCUGGAUCUUUCCUCCAACCAGCUGGUGACGCUGGACCCCGAAGCUUUUGAAGGUGUGAGGGCUCGAUCCAAUCUGACUGGCAACCCCUGGCACUGUGACUGCCGGUUACAAACGGCACUUCCACGCCUCGAUCUGGAGCCUGUGUCUCUCACCGGCAUCGUUUGCCAAACAUCAGAACCCGAGGACUCGGGUGCCCGAGGUGUGCCCUUUCUGCUGGCCAAAGACUUGGACCUAUGCGUGGUGCUUAAAAAGACCACAGACGUGGCCAUGCUAGUGACCAUGUUUGGAUGGUUCACCAUGGUCAUCUCCUACUUGGUCUACUACGUGCGGCAUAACCAAGAAGAUGCCAGGCGCCACCUGGAGUAUCUCAAGUCUCUGCCCAGCAGGCAGGGCAAGUCUGAGGAAUCUUCCACCAUUAGCACUGUGGUUUGACAGCACAUCAUCGCUAAAGGGGGAAGCUUCUCAGGCAAGCAAAGGGCAAUGGGCACACUGAAAAGUCUAGCCUGGUAGAGGAACCAAUAACCAGAUUAUCAUCUCUGGAAAUAACAGGCAUGGCGUACUGCAGCUCUCUGGAUCAUCAGAAACCAGCCUUACACAAAAAACAACCACGGCGACUUAGCAGCUGGAAAAAAUCCUGCCGCAAGUCUUCCAUUUCAGACUCGAAGGUAAAGACAAACCCUCCUUGGGGAACCUACAUGCCAGCGUUGCAAGAGAAUUGAAGGGGUCAUCUAAUCUUAUCCAGAUAAAUAAUUGAUCCCGGACCGGCCAGGCUCCAAGUCUGCGCUGGCUGAGUGGUUUGUCUGCUCCGAAUGCUUUUGAUGUAGGACGAGUUGUUACUUUUGAGUCGUUUCUGAAAGGAUCCGCCAUCUAUUUGCAUGAGCAUGUAGCAUAAAGCAAGCCCUCUCUUCCAUUACGAUAUUUAUUAACAUGAAAAGUUCUGAUGUUUAUCCCUCCAGACUCCAUUCGUUUUUUAUAACAGAGCCAUGCAUAAACAUACACGUCCGUCAUUUCUACAAUCCUGAAUAAACGGUUUAGUGAAAGUCGGUGUAUUGCUCUGAUAUGUAUAUUUUUUAUCAUUUUGUAGAGGAAAUAAUCAUAUUUCGUAAUCCUAGUGAAGGACACCAGCUGGUCCGGUAUUUUCCCGCUCUUUCAGGGGAAGAGCAAAAUGCUGCUUUGUUGGGGUUUUUGUGUGGGUUUUUUUUUUUUUUUUUACAUUUAGUGAUGGUUUCCAGUCCUGGUCCUGGAAUUUCCAAUGAACUCGCAGCUCUAGGAUCCUGAGCUUGGGUUCCUGUCCGUGUGGUUUUCCUUCAGGUCCUCUGGUUUCCUCCCACGUCCCAAAACAUGCUGAUACUGAGAUCUUGGUGCAAAUGUUUUGUUGUUCGGAUGUUUUGGCCAAACUGGCUGCGGAACGUAAGACGUAACAAUUGUACGACUGUUGUUCGCAACCAAGGAAUUAUUUCACGAUUUUUCUCUGCAACGAAAAACGAAACAAAAUACAGUGUAAAGCAGCCUUACUUUGUGCAAGCUCAUCUACUCGAACUCGUAACGACGAACGCGAUAACCUUUAAAUAAGCCCUCGUCAUUUCCAAAUCAGAUUCGCUAACUUGUAAUUGUAGCUAGCUUGUAAUUGUAGCUAGCUUGUAAUUGUAGCUAGCUUGUGAAUGUAGCUAAUCUGGUCGUUUUGCAGAUUAGGGUUAUUUAGCUACAGAGUAAUUGUGUGACUCGAUAACCCUGUCAGAGUUCCACCACCUUCCAAAUUCCACUUUCAUUCAUGUCCUUAAGGGUUAUUGUGGGAGUUAGCGGACCAGGACUGGAAACCAGUCAAUGCUGUGGGAUUUUAUUUACUUGCUCAUUUUGACUGACUGAAAUUUUUUUUUUUUUUUUUUUUUUUUUUUU